ACGAAUGAUAGCCUACUUUCUGCAAGUGCUUUGCUCAUGACGCUUUCACAUUUCCACAUUUCGCCCAGCAGGGGGCGCUACGUGUGACACUAUUUUUGCCUCUUUCUGUCAGAGAUCGCUGAGCAUGACAGUCAUGUAGGCUACUCUCGUGGUGCUGAUGGGAGACCGCGGCCGACUGAAGACGCUGGCGAAAACCCUCCGAGAUUUUCCCAGGUAGCCUUAACUCUACACUUGAUUUGGGGUGUGCGAAGGGCAGAAGAAGGUUGGACGGCUGUUAAAUAGAGACUGUCAUCGCGACCGCCGGCAAAUUAUGCAUAAACUGUUUAGUAGAUAGCAGUUGCACUGUUGUCGUAGCGCUUAGUGACAGCGGCACUAGCAGGAAUGAGAGCGUAGUGAGUGGGGAGGAGUAGCUGGCUCGCCGUUGAGAGGGGCAUGGCAGAAGGGUUUGGAGAAGAUGCGACAGACGUGCGCUAUGCCGUUUCGUUAGCGGAAAGGUUAAUUGCAACUGGUGGGUGUUUCAGCGAAGCAGUCCCGAAGAUUUCAUAGAUAUCGAUCGGAAUAUUACGGCCUUUAUCCCCGCGUCUGAUCACGUUCUUGUCUCCACGGAUGAUCUAUCAGACCAAUUGCAUUCGAGUCUGUAGUGUAUCUGGACGUAGGGCGGACUGUGUCAGCGGGGUGAGACGACAGAUAUGGAAUAACCAGCGAGGUCAACAAGCCGGUAAUUAUAUAAAUAUGUAGCAAAAGUAACCCAGGCCUAUGGCAGGGAUUUAAUUACACUGAAGUUUUGAAUCUGUAACAAGCUGGACUGUUUUCUACUACCAGAUAGCCUAAAGCAACACGCCGGGUAUCCCUCAAUUUAGAGAGGUUAUUUCGCACUGACAUUGGGCUAGAAAAAGCCUCGCCUGUUUCAGCACACUUGGGUUUCUGGAGAGCCGUGGCAAGAUGAUGUGCGAGGUGAUGCCGACCAUAAACGAAGGGGACUCCUUGAGCUCCCAGCGUGGCUCUCAAAACGGCACGGAUGCCGAGGCUAAUUUCGAGCAACUGAUGGUGAAUAUGUUGGACGAGCGAGACAAGCUUCUGGAGUCCUUGCGCGAGACCCAGGAAACGCUGAUCCAGUCCCAGACCAAGUUCCAGGACGCGUUGCACGAGCGAGACCUCCUCCAGCGACAGCUCAACUCCGCGCUCCCGCAGGAAUUUGCCACGCUUACCAAGGAGCUGAAUGUGUGUCGAGAGCAGCUGCUGGAGAAAGAGGAGGAAAUCUCUGAGCUCAAAGCCGAGAGGAACAACACCAGGCUGCUGCUGGAGCACCUGGAGUGUUUGGUGUCACGUCACGAGCGCUCGCUGAGGAUGACGGUGGUGAAGAGACAGGCUCCGCCCCCAUCUGGCGUCUCUAGCGAGGUGGAGGUCCUCAAGGCCCUCAAGUCACUGUUCGAGCAUCACAAGGCCCUGGACGAGAAGGUGAGGGAGAGGCUGAGGGUGGCACUGGAGAGGGUCACAACUGUGGAGGGACAACUGGCUGUAGCCAAUCAGGAGCUGGUGACGGUCAGGCAGAGGAAGGACAAGUCCGAUGGGGACUCCAUGGACAGAACCGACGGCUCCAAACCCAUGUGGAAGAGGCUGCCCAACGGCUCCAUCGACGCCCAUGAUGAAGGGGCGCGGUGCGUGGAGCUUCAGGAGCUCCUGGAGAAGACCAAUAAGGAGCUGACGCAGAGCCGGGAGCGAGUGGGCAUGCUCAGUACACGCGUGGGCGACCUGGAGACCGAACUCGCCACCGCCCGCAAAGACCUGGUCAAGAGCGAGGAGCUGGGCGUCAAACACCAGAGAGACAUACGCGAGGCUCUGGCACAGAAGGAGGACAUGGAGGAGCGCAUCACCACCCUGGAGAAGCGAUACCUGGCCGCCCAGAGAGAGACCACCAGCAUACACGACUUCAACGACAAGCUGGAGAACGAGCUCGCUACUAAAGACUCACUGCACAGACAGAGCGAGGAGAAAGUGCGCCACCUGCAGGAGCUGUUGGAGCUUGCGGAGCAGCGGCUGCAGCAGACCAUGAGGAAGGCGGAGACUCUGCCAGAGGUGGAGGCCGAGCUUGCCCAGAGAGUGGCCGCCCUCUCCAAGGCUGAGGAGCGCCAUGGCAACAUUGAGGAGCGCUUGAGACAACUGGAGUCACAGUUGGAGGAGAAGAACCAGGAGCUGGGCAGGGCGCGCCAGCGUGAGAAGAUGAAUGAGGAACAUAACAAGCGUCUGUCAGACACAGUGGACCGCCUCCUCACGGAGUCUAACGAGAGACUGCAGCUCCACCUGAAGGAGCGCAUGGCUGCACUGGAGGACAAGAAUGCCCUCAUCCAUGACUUGGAGAGAUGCCAGAAACAGCUGGAAGAGUUUCACCACACAAAGGAGAGGCUGAUUGGUGAGAUAGAGAAGCUUCGGUUGGAGAUCGACCACCUAAAACGCAGAAGUGGAGUGUUUGGAGACGGAACACACUCUCGCUCCCAUCUGGGCAGCGCCACAGACCUGCGCUACUCCAUGGUGGAGGCACAGGGGGAGCACUUUGGGUCAUCCCAGGUGAUCCGGCGGGCACAGAAAGGAAGACGGGUGGCGCUGAGGGACGACCCAAACAAGGACUGGGAGCGUUCCCAGCCCUCCAGCCUGCGUGCCAGCCGGACCCACCUGAUGGAGAGCGACCCGGAGCUGUCCGACCUGGACGACGACGACCGCGACACCAUCUUCAGCUCGGGAGACAUGCUCUCCCCCAGUGGACACUCCGACGCCCAGACGCUGGCACUCAUGCUGCAGGAGCAGCUGGACGCCAUUAACGAGGAGAUCAGGAUGAUCCAGGUGGAGAAGGAGAGUGCAGAGUUGCGCGCUGAUGAGAUCGAGUGUCGUGUGAACAGCGGCAGCAUGGAUGGCCUCAACGUCACCCUCAGGCCCCGCCCCUCCAUCCCCACCUCCGUCACCGCCCUCUCAUUGGCCAGCUCCUCGCCACCCGUCAGUGGACGCUCCACCCCCAAGAUGGCGUCGCGCUCCGCGGCCCAUGAGCUGGGCAUCAUGACCCUGCCUAGUGAUUUAAGGAAGCACCGCAGGAAAGUAGCAUCCCCAGACGAGGCUCGUGAGGACAAGCCCACUAUCAAGUGUGAAACGUCGCCUCCAUCCUCCCCACGAAGCAUGCGCCUGGACCAGAUGACCUUCACACAACUCACCGGCAGCCUGGAGGAUGGACGCGGGACCAAUAAGAAGAAAGGCAUCAAGGUGUCCAUCGGACGGCUCUUUGGUCGCAAGGAGAAGGGCGGCCGUCUGGAUGGUCAGCCAAUGCUGAGGGACGGGCAGAUAACCCCUCCCAUCAUUCCAGACCUAGACAUGGGCAUCGGGGACACCAUGACUCUGAGCAAGCUGGGCACUCAAGCAGAGAGGGACCGCAGGAUGAAGAAGAAGCAUGAGCUGCUGGAGGAUGCCAGGAGGAAAGGGCAGCCCUUCUCCAACUGGGACGGACCCACGGUGGUGUCCUGGCUGGAGCUGUGGGUGGGCAUGCCAGCGUGGUACGUGGCGGCGUGCCGUGCCAACGUGAAGAGUGGUGCCAUCAUGUCUGCGCUGUCGGACACGGAGAUCCAGCGUGAGAUUGGCAUCAGCAACCCGCUGCACCGCCUCAAGCUGCGCCUGGCCAUUCAGGAGAUGGUCACUCUCACCAGCCCCUCUGCCCCGCUCACAUCACGCACCUCCUCCGGAAAUGUGUGGGUGACUCACGAGGAGAUGGAGACCAUUGCCUCCUCCACUAAAGCGGACAAGGAGGAGGGCAGCUGGGCACAGACGCUGGCAUAUGGAGACAUGAACCACGAGUGGAUUGGGAAUGAGUGGCUGCCCAGCCUGGGUCUGCCUCAGUACCGCAGCUACUUCAUGGAGUGCCUGGUAGACGCCCGCAUGCUGGACCACCUCACCAAGAAGGACCUGCGCACACACCUCAAGAUGGUGGACAGCUUCCACCGAGCAAGUUUACAGUACGGCAUCAUGUGCUUGAAGCGACUGAACUACGAUCGCAAAGAGCUGGAUAGGAGACGAGAGGAAUGCCAGCACGACAUCAGAGACACGCUGGUGUGGACCAAUGAGCAGGUGGUCCACUGGGUGCACACCAUCGGCCUGAAGGAGUACAGCAACAACCUGAUGGAGAGCGCCGUCCACGGAGCGCUCAUGGCCCUGGACGAGAACUUCGACUACAGCAGCCUCGCCCUCAUCCUGCAGAUCCCCAUGCAGAACACACAGGCCAGACAGGUUCUGGAGCGGGAGUUCAACAACGUGCUGGCGCUGGGUACCGACCGCCGGGUGGACGAGAGUGACGAUAAAGCUUUCCGGCGGUCGCCGUCCUGGCGUAAGCGAUUUCGUCCGCGGGACGGGCAGGGCUUGGGCAUGAUGCCAGGCUCCAUGGAGACGCUGCCCGCUGGAUUCCGACUCGCCCCCAUGUCUAUGCCCUACUCCAUGGCUGUGGUGCCCAGGAAACAGCUGCAGCCCGAAGCUGCUCCGCCUCCCUCACAGAGACUUGACCCCUCCACUGUCAGGACUUACUCCUGCUAACUCUACUGUACUUACCCAGAGCGCUCGCGCUAACAGUGCAUCCUCACUAUCUGUACGGACACACGCUUGCUGCCUUUCGAGAGUAACAUGCCAAAAUCGGAGGACUCUUUUGGAGGCGACUCGGAUGGGGGUGGGCCUUCAUGAAGUGUAUCCCUCCCCGCACCUCCCACCCCCCCUGAAACCACCCCUGUGCGACCCCUCUCAGACUCUGUGCAAUAGAAGGUGGGGCAACGUCAACGCCACGUCACACCGCGCCACGCCAUGCUGUCCUGGCCUGCCUGUGGGUCACACACACACACGCCAUGCUGUCCUGGCCUGCCUGUGGACUCGAUCCAGUGUGGAGUUUGCACCACUGCUGUGGAGGAUAGCCCCUCGUCCUCCUCCUCCUCCUCCUCUCUCCUCUCCCAGUAACCCCAGUUAUGUAGUCGUCGUGGUGAUGAUGUGCUUAUGCUCUCCAUUUUAAACUGGUGUACUUCGCCUAGUAGCCUGUCAGUUAGAGUCUAUUUCCUGGGUGUUUCUAUGGCAACAAGAGUAUAAGGCUUUCCCCCUCCGGUUAUGCAAGGUAUUUAUCAGUGUCUAUCUGUAUAUAAAAUGGAUGACUUACUAUGUUUUUUAUAGAAAUAUAUACAUAUAAAAAUAUAUAUAUAUAUAUAUUGAAAUUGUAUAUGGGAUGAAAACUAUAUACUAAUUGUAUGGAAAUGGGAUUAUCUUAAUCUUGUCUGAGUUGUGAACUCUUUCUGUUUGUUGGAUGGCUGUGUGCUAGACCAACAUGUGCUGUAAUUGAUGGUCCCCAGUGCACUUGUGUGAGGACGUUUCCGUGGACGAACCUGUUAUUGAUCACUUCGACAAAUACUCAUGUGCAGUGAUGAGUUCAUUCCAGUUGACCAAAUACGGUUAACAAGAACAAGGCCAAGGUCCAUAACUCUCUCUCUCUCUGUUCCUC
This is a messenger RNA of Clupea harengus (Atlantic herring), 5506 nucleotides long. It is a transcript of the gene ppfia4, whose product is annotated as PTPRF interacting protein alpha 4. Lineage: Eukaryota; Metazoa; Chordata; Actinopteri; Clupeiformes; Clupeidae. Gene Ontology annotation, biological process: synapse organization. The record is from RefSeq and is a predicted model, not a curated record. Gene Ontology annotation, cellular component: presynaptic active zone. Gene Ontology annotation, molecular function: protein binding.